This is a messenger RNA of Exophiala aquamarina CBS 119918, 1239 nucleotides long. RefSeq lists its product as uncharacterized. NCBI's taxonomy places the organism in Eukaryota, Fungi, Ascomycota, Eurotiomycetes, Chaetothyriales, Herpotrichiellaceae. Bases 1 to 1239 code for a protein of 412 amino acids. The record is from RefSeq and is a predicted model, not a curated record. Gene Ontology annotation, molecular function: FAD binding. The transcript is spliced from 3 exons.
AUGCAGGGCCCCUAUCCCCAUGUCUUGAUCAUAGGUGCUGGCCUGGGCGGCCCAGCCCUUGCUCAAAUGCUACGCAAGCGAGGCAUUUCUUUCGAAAUCUUCGAACGUGAUGCUGGUCCUAAUAGCCGCUUUCAGGGCUGGUCGUUGGGGACUCACAAUCUGAUUCACAAACACCUAAUACCAAAUAUGCCAGACGACAUGCCGUCCACCGAAGUUCUCGACCACCUAUACCCCGUUGAUCUUCCGCUUCAGUUUGCAUGGUAUAAUGCCGACGACGCCUCCAGACGAUGGGGCAUUCAGGACGAGGGGACCAGGGACCAUUUCCGAGCCAACCGGCUGCGCUUGCGUGACUGGUUGACCCAUGGCUACGACGUACAGUGGAACAAGAAGGCCAUCAAAGUGGAGGAAACCAACGACCAUGUAACGGUAUACUUUGAAGAUGGCACUUCAGCCAUAGGUGAUCUCCUCGUCGGUGCCGAUGGCGCACGCAGCAUUACCUCCGUACCAGUGUUGAAGUAUGUGACGGACAAAUAUCACGAAGACAGACCCCCUCUUCAGGCGGUAUUUGGCAAUUACAAGGUCACCGGCGACGAUCUCCUGCAGCAACUCAACAUUGCGCAUUCAGCCUACACCGUCAGCAGCACCGAGGAUGACAAACGAAGCUUCUUUGCCGCCAUCGACCACAUGGACCAAGACGGCAAAACUGCUCACUGUUUCUGGUCGCUGUACUGGGAGGAUUUGCACCCAGGAGAGCCGUACUGGACGCAGAGUGCCACAGCACAGGACUUGCUCGAGUUUGUCCAGAAGCAGACAGCAUCCUUCGACCCUUCACUGCGUCUACCCAUUGAAAAGACCACAGUGGAUGGUAUUGUGCUACCGCCUCUCUCCUUUCACGAGGUCGAGCUUCAAGGGUCCGAUUUGAAACCUGGUCGGAUCACUUGCAUUGGAGAUGCCGCUCAUUCGAUGAUGCCGACUCGGGGACAAGGCGGUGUGUCUGCGUUGCACGACGCGGUGGAUCUAGCCAAAGCAAUCGCCAAGAUCCGUGAUACAGGAGCUAAGGGCAAAGAACUGGAGAAGAUCAUGGCCGAGUAUCACGAAGUCAUGCAGGGUCGGGCACUAGAAGCAAUUCAUGGCGCCAGGAUGAACUACAAGCUGGGUGCUGAACACCGUCGAGUGUGGACAUUAGCCAUCAAAGAGCUUCCGAAGGACGAUAUCCACGAAAUCAAGCUCCUCAGGUAG